AUGACAAUGAUGAUGACAAGUAAAACUGUUUCUUUGAAACAAACUUCAACCACUAGUGUAACAAAUAACUUUGCAAAAUCAAGUUUCAAAGCAGCAACAAGAACAUCAUCAUUUCUACCCCCAGAAGAGGAGAUAGUUGUACUUGAUAGUGAUGGUGAAGAUUCCAUUGAAACAAGAGACACCACUGAUAUCAAAAAUCUUUUCAACCUAGUGAAUGAGUUUGUUUCCAAACCAAUAUCAUCAUCUCCUGUUAAAUUACCAAGUGAAUCAAACAACAGUAUACUCAAUGAUUCAAUAGUCGAUUCAACUUUCAAUUUCCUGAUUGAUGGAAUAAUCCCUCCAAAGAAAGCUGCACCACCCCCUCCUCCCCCUCCUUCUCGUGCACCUGCACCACGACAGCUGAACUCGACUGAUAUCCCUGCAAACAUACUAUGGCUAGAUAGCGAUGAAGAUGAAGAUGAUGGUCCAAUCAUCCCAAGUUCCCAACCAGCACCACAAGCACCUGUAGUAGCACAGCCUGUAAAGAGAUCAAAAUCAACUCAGGAACCUUCAACUUCCGUACCUGCUAAGCGUACAAAGAGACCAAAAACAACUGAUCCUGUAACACAUCUACCAAGAAUUGAUGAUUUCCAAUACACUCAUAAAGACUUAAAUGAAGCCAAUAGAGCUACUAGGAAGAAAGAGGAAAUAUUUGAAGAGAUGGAAUUGCAUAUGUCUUCUGGCGUGUAUGAGUUUUUUUCAGAAACAAAGGAAGAUUUCAAACUGAAGAUAUUUGAUGGUAGAUACGAUUUACCUCUUGUUCUAUGGAAAAGGAAUGUCAAAGCAAUGUAUGACAAAGAAAGAGACUUGUUUAUCCCAUGCCAUCCACGUAAAUUAUUGGAAAAGACAUUUGUCAUGUACUAUUUGGCACCUGAUUUUUUGAUGAAAUUGAAGAAGGGAGAAUUGAAGUCAGAUGUUGCAGCAGCUCUUAAUCAUGCUUUAGCAAUUACACCUAACGAAUACCAUAUAAUUAUAAUGGUUGAAGGUUAUGAUCAACAAGUUAAUAAGAUCAAAGCUUAUGAACAAAGAAAAUUCAAGAAGCAGGUUCUUCAUGGAUUAAAUACUCAAGAACAAGCAAGAACAAGGACUGCGGAUUUGGAAAUGGCAGAGUACCCAUCAUCUGCUGACAUUGAGAUUUUGAUCAACAAAGCACAAAUUGAGCUAGGAACAAAUAUAUUCACAGUUAGAGGUAGGUCUGAAUCAGUCAUGUGGCUUAAUACGUUCACAAAUAUGAUUGGCCACUCACUUUACGAUAAGUUUGAGAGAAAUACGUCGGUAGCUAAUCUAGGAACAGUUCGAUCGGGCGCAGAUGCAAAAGCGACAUUCAUGCAAUCUAUGCAACAGUUCAAAUUGAUGACACAAUCAAAGGCCGAUAUACUAUAUACACUGCAUCAAUCCAUCUACCUGAUUUAUUGUGCAUUUCGUGAUAAGGGAACUUUGGGUCGUGAUCGAUUGGGCAGGAAUAUCGUCCCUCCUACAGUCGACAAGAGUAUGAUGAGAUUAUUUACAGCAAAUGAUCCUAAUAGCGUUAUAAGUUAA
Candida tropicalis MYA-3404 is the source of this 1578-nucleotide messenger RNA. RefSeq lists its product as uncharacterized. NCBI's taxonomy places the organism in Eukaryota, Fungi, Ascomycota, Pichiomycetes, Serinales, Debaryomycetaceae. The record is from RefSeq and is a predicted model, not a curated record. Bases 1 to 1578 code for a protein of 525 amino acids. The transcript has a single exon.